CACCAGUCAGGUUGAUUUCUGUUCAUGAUAUCCUUGUUCUUGCUUUAGCGGCUGAGGAUUGGUUGUGCUGUGUUUCCCAUAUUAUGUUCAUUUCUAUCACUAUUCCUAUAUCCCCUGUUUAUUAUUCCUCCUCUCAUGUCCUCCCCCCCUAUAUCUUUUUUUUUUCUCUUUUCUAUUCUAUUGAUUUUCAUUGUUUUUCUUUGUAUAUCCUACACAUUGAUGUAUUGAUGUAUGGAGUGGCUCUACGACCACCUACGACGAGACGAGACGUGAGACACGAGAGCACAUGAUAGACUGAUACACUGGAGUGACAUAGAUAGAACCAUCGUAUA
Aspergillus candidus is the source of this 332-nucleotide messenger RNA. RefSeq lists its product as uncharacterized. The record is from RefSeq and is a predicted model, not a curated record. The transcript has a single exon. The coding region runs from base 84 to 290 and encodes 68 amino acids. NCBI's taxonomy places the organism in Eukaryota, Fungi, Ascomycota, Eurotiomycetes, Eurotiales, Aspergillaceae.